AUGUCGACCUUUGCAACCAUGGCUAAAGCCUGGGACAACGACGAUAGUGACCGUCCGUCCACGAACUCGUCCAACGAGUACCCAGAACAUGCCGCACAUAUCCGUUCCAGGUCCACUGCCCACGCUCACAGCCCCAAGCGUCUGUCUGUCUUUGGCGGUCGGUCAAGAAGCAAUACUACCACCUCAACUUCUUCACGGCGGUCACCGGGUUCUUCUAUGACUUCGACAGAUAGUUCAAUUGCCUCUGACGAGCGGGCUGUCUCGUCAUUGGGACUCCGCUCCGAUAAGCAGGACAAGCCAUCCCGCUCCUUUUUGGCGCGGGGAAGUCGCAUCCUGCGCCGACAGGGUAGCAAGAUCAACAUUGUCGCCACGCUAGAUGAAGAAGAUGAAGCCGAUCGUGAGAAGGCCCGGCCUGAGAGAGAGAUGUUUGGCCGUCGCGCCCGCCAUGCCGAUCACAGCGAGCGCUUGAAAAGCAUUAUUUCUGACCCUUUCGACUUCCACCACUUGACUCAUACCAAUCCCUCGCAGUUCCAAUCUUUGGAUCAAACACGCGAGAAUGACCUCGUUACUGAGUUCUCCGCCAUCCGAGCAUCCCAACGGCCCCAGACCGAUCUUAAAGGUAUCCGCGCCGAGGAUAUUCAUUUCCGCAAUUUCUCCAGUGAUGAUCUAAACUCGCUUGGAACUGCCACCACGGUGGAUGUGCCCAGCGUAAGCCCGCCGGCUUCUCCCAAGCCACACCGUCAUCACGCACGCAGAGAAUCGCGCGCCAAUGAGAACUUCUCGCGGCCAGUCUCUAGAUAUCCCCGAUCCUGCCCCACCACUCCCCCACCUCCUACUGUGCCGGAGAACCCAGCGCCUGAGACUGGUGAGCCCGCACCCCGUGCCAUUGACGAGAUCCUGGGCUUGUCCACUGCGAUGACAUACCCCGAGUGUCUCCAAUCAGCGCAGCCAACCAGGUUUUUCAGUCCCGAACCCACAGAUGAUGGCCCCCGGGCCUCGUCCAUGAGCAGCCAUUAUGAUCUGGAAGAUGUCCCCGAGGAAGAGGAAGGAACCCGGUAUUGGGACAGUUCUCAGUCCAGCGUGGGCCCCCAUUCUCGCUCAACUUCUCAAACCAGCCCACCUCGCAAUACCCAGUCACCCAGACCCAGCACCAGCGAGCGCAAAGCUCCAUUGUCGAUCUAUGUGGCCGAGGAGCUCUCUAGGAAGUUCUCUGAGGCGCUUGGCUCGCCGACUCUCCCUCAACAUCUUCAGGACACCCCUCGCGCCCAGGUGGAAGUCACACCACCCGAGCCAAUCGCCAACCUAAACCGAUUCUCACAGGAGGAUGAAUUGUAUGACUCGUGGGACGCAGACAUCGAUUACUGCUACGAGCACGCAGCCGAGUCCACCUCUAACUUCGAUUGGUCUCGCACAUCCCUGGAAGAAACACGUCCUCAGGUUGGCGUAGCCUGCAGCGAGGGUCCCUGGCUCUCCCCGAGAACCCGACAGCUCCAGCCGAGCCCACUGAGCACCUCCGCCCUACCAACCCCAGACCUGGCUCCCAGUCCGGUCCAGUCGAUGCCCUCCCACUCAGCCGCCACCCCUUCAACAACAGACUUUGAUCAGGAGUUCAUCGCGCGGGGCGCAGACUAUUUCCAUCCCGUCAGUUCCACGAUCCUCCCAAUGGGCAAACCUCUCUCCCACGAACCAUUAUACGAGGAGUACAUGACGACUGAUGGCGAAUCAGACCGCCACUUCCCCUUCUCGCAGGGCAUGAUGGGCCCCAUCUCUCCACGCAGCAGCUUCUCCCCGAUAAGCAAAUGCAACUCACAGGAGAGCCUGAUGCUCUCACGCGCAGCCUCUAUCGUGCGCAAGCAUCGCUCCUCCGUCUCCACGACAACCAGCGUCCCAGAGCUCAUCUACAGCUUGUCCAGCAGCCGUGAGCUCAUGCCAACAGACCGCAUGACAGCCGGCGAGGCACUCACCCGCCCUGCGUCUUCCUCCCACCACCGCCAGACCAAGAGUCUGGCCGAGGCACACCUCCGACAGAAUGGCAGCAGCACGAGUCUCGAGGGCACGGAUAUUCCCGUAUCGCUUCAUGACCGUGCCAAGUCCACUUCAGAAGUCGAAUCACAGCCGAUAAAAUUCGAGGCUCCUCUCCCUCCUGUUCCUCCUAGAAACCCAAGGAGGAAGGCUCGCUCGCCAUCUUACUCUCUCUUCCCAACAACUGCUCACUGA
This is a messenger RNA of Penicillium griseofulvum, 2217 nucleotides long. RefSeq lists its product as uncharacterized. The record is from RefSeq and is a predicted model, not a curated record. Lineage: Eukaryota; Fungi; Ascomycota; Eurotiomycetes; Eurotiales; Aspergillaceae. Bases 1 to 2217 code for a protein of 738 amino acids. The transcript is spliced from 2 exons.